This is a messenger RNA of Schistosoma mattheei, 606 nucleotides long. Lineage: Eukaryota; Metazoa; Platyhelminthes; Trematoda; Strigeidida; Schistosomatidae. The record is from the annotation of a GenBank genome assembly.
CUUGCUUUGUAAUUUGAGAAAUUGCUAAAAAAGCGUUUAUUAAAGAAGAAAGUACUAAUUAGCUGUUGAAUCAUGAUAAUCUAUUUAUUUAUUUUAAGGCAUUGUUGUCAAUUGACUUUCUAUCAACUAGUAAUUGUGCACUUAGUACAAAAACUUUUCUUUUAUUUACCUAGUAUUGUAUUAACAGGACUAGGAGACAACGGCCGCAUUCCUACAAUUCAGGAACAUAUGGAACUUAAAACAACUAUCUGUCAACCAACAUCGAAGUCAGAAUCUUCAAUACGAACACCAAGGCAGAUCUACUGUACGGAGCUGAAACGUGGAGCAGUAUCACAACCAUUAUCAAAACAUACGAGUAUUGAUAAACAGUUGUCUACGCAAAAUACUCAACUAGUGUUGACCGGAUACCAUCAAGAAUAGCCUUCUGUGAAAGAGAACAAACCAAAUUUGAGCUGAAGACGGAAUUAGGAAAAAAACUUUCGAAGUGGAUAGGAUAUAUAUUGCGGAAAUCCCCAAACUGCAUCGUGAGGCAAUCUCUGACUUGGAAUCCAGAAGGGAAACGGAUGAGAGGAUGACCAAAGAACACAUUGCGUCGAUAAUUGGGAG